Paralichthys olivaceus (Japanese flounder) is the source of this 1920-nucleotide messenger RNA. The record is from RefSeq and is a predicted model, not a curated record. NCBI's taxonomy places the organism in Eukaryota, Metazoa, Chordata, Actinopteri, Pleuronectiformes, Paralichthyidae.
AAGUCUGUCUCAGGACGAACAAAGUUUGCUUUGGUGGUUUGGAGAACUUUUCUGCUCACUUCUUCUCUGCAAAAAAAAAAAAAUCUUUUUUCAUCCACCUAUUUUCUUUUUUAAUGAACUCUGGGGUCCAUUAGAGCACUGCUUGAGUGUGGAAUGGCUGAACUGGUGCGAAUCCGUAAGAAACGACUGCAGAUCCCCAUCUCUAGGCUGCGGAGCAUGCUAAAGCAGCUGGAGGAGAAAGAUGUCGACUUUGAAGAAAUCAAAAGGAAUCUGGAUUUCACAGCAUCGUUACUAGAGGCAGUUUACCUGGAUGGAACAAGGCAGUGUCUGGAGUCUGAGGACGAUCUUCAGCAGCUGCAGUCGGACGGCGUGCCUUCAGAGGUCACCGACUGGCUGGCGUCCACUUUCACGCAGAGGGUCCGACGGCCCGUGCGCCGCUCGGAUGAGAAGCCCAAGUUCCGCAGCAUUGUCCACGCGGUGCAGGCUGGGAUAUUUGUGGAGAGGAUGUUCAAGAGGGCCUACACGGCAGCCAUGCCCGACCAACCAGCGGCGGUCGUAAACUGCCUCAGGGAUGUUGACCGCUGGAGCUUUGACGUGUUCGCGCUGAAUUCUGCGAGCUCUGAUCACGCACUACAAACUCUUUUCUUUGAGCUGAUCACCAGAUAUGAGCUCAACAGCCGCUUUAAGAUCCCCAUCUCGUGUCUGACGCAGUUUCUGUCUGCGCUGGAGAGAGGAUACUGCAGAUUCAACAACCCCUACCACAGCCACGUACACGCUGCUGACGUGACUCAAACCCUGCACUGCCUGCUGCUGCGCUCUGGACUCGUGGUACACUGCACUCAUCCGAACACUUAUCAUUGGUCAGAGUUCGCAUUGAUGUACAACGAUCGGUCGGUCCAGGAGAGUCAUCACCUCAGUGCAGCGUUUCGGCUGCUGCAGGACGACCAAAUGAACAUCUUCAUCAAUUUGACACGAGAGGAGUGGAUGAUACUGCUUCUAGAGAUCAGAUGUGUGAUAGUGUCUUUUGCAAAUGACUCAUCUGGGUCAAAGCAGCAGAGUGGAAAACUGAAGUGGAAACGAUCAGAAAAAGUCUUGAAUGUUUUCUCUCUCUCUUUCUAUCUUUGUGAGGGUGAUAGAGAGGCGGAGCUCGGCCUGCCCUUCUCUCCUCUGUGUGAUCGGAAAAGCACUCUGGUAGCCGAGUCCCAGAUCGGUUUCAUAGACUUCAUCGUGUAUCCUACAUUCUCUCUGCUGACGGACAUGGCUGAAAAGAUUGUUAUUCCGCUGGUGGAGGAGAAUCCAGGUCCUCCAGACCCUUGUAACAGACACAGUAAUCUGUGGAAGGAGAGCUCCAGAGGUCUGCAGUGGAGUCUCGCUCACAUCACAGCUGAGCUGGUGAGCUUCCGCUCCACAUGGACACGACACACAGAAGACAACAAGCUCAAAUGGAAGGACAGCAGCUCCAAUGGAUUUUCAGAACCUAAACUGACAGAAAAACAGACAUCCAGACAAGAGGAGCGUUCAGAAAAAUCCCAGCAGGACCCAACCACAGAGACAAACCCGUAGACAUUUUUGAUACGUGCUUUUUCAUAGAAUAAAUCAAGGUUAACUGAAGUUAACAUUGAGUCACUGUUUGUAACAAGACCACAACAUUCAGAUUGAUGGAUGAAAGUGGGGAAGAGAGGAGGGGUUAAGAUUAAGAUCAUCUUCCCAAGGUAAGAUGCAGUGAUGUCACAGAAAUGUCCUCAUGUCUUAUUUCAAGUGUAGUUUAACUAUGCUAAUUUAAAUGCAAAGUCUACAUGCUGGCCAUGUUACACAGUAAAGUCCCUGUAAUUAAUUUAAUUUGCCGUAUAAACACUCAUAAGGAAUCAUUUACUCUUUAUCUUUUGAACUGCACAAAAAUCCUUUAAUCAUCAAUAAACC